Messenger RNA from Leucoraja erinaceus (little skate), 925 nucleotides. RefSeq names its product small integral membrane protein 15 (gene smim15). The transcript is spliced from 3 exons. NCBI's taxonomy places the organism in Eukaryota, Metazoa, Chordata, Chondrichthyes, Rajiformes, Rajidae. Bases 174 to 398 code for a protein of 74 amino acids. The record is from RefSeq and is a predicted model, not a curated record.
CGUUUCCGCACGCGCAAAGGCCGGGCCACUACUUCCGGUCCGUGCGGCUCAGGCUGAAAUGAACAAAAGGAAGUCUUGCUUACACUGUGUUUCCUUUUACUGUGCAUUUCCAAUAUAAUCUGGUUAUCGGCCUUUUUCAUUGAAGUCACUUUAGGGUCUUGGUGUCAACAAGAAUGUUGGACAUAAGAGGUUGGGCAGAGUACAUUGUGGAAUGGGCUGCAAAAGACCCUUAUGGUUUCCUUUCGGCUGUUAUCUUGGCACUAACUCCACUGUUCAUAGCUAGUGCAGUACUGUCAUGGAAACUGGCAAAAAUGAUUGAAGCAAGAGAUCGAGAACAGAAGAAGAAGCAAAAGCGUCAAGAGAAUAUUAACAAAGCCAAGAGACCAAAGAAGGAUUGAACCCGUAACCAAGAAACAUUCCCUUUCUUGAACUAAAAUACAGCUUGUUUUGCAUAUUUAACAAUUACAAUUAUAUUUGGUAAUAACUUCAAGAGUGACACCAUAUUUCAAAUGGUUGCUUCUUUAGAUCUGUGCUUCUGCUUUCUAAUAAUUUGUUGUAAUUUUUAUAAUGUUCAUUAAUUAUUGGGAUAAUCACUAGUGCGCUACACCUAAUUUUUCUACUUUGUUUACUAUUUGAAUUGAGUAUAUACAUUUCUAAUUCCUCAAGUACCUGUUCCAUAAUCUUGUGACUGAAAACAUACUGAGAAAUCGCACUGAAAUCAUUACAUUGAUGCAAUAUCUGCUUACUAUUUCUAAAUUAUAAAAACUUGUAAUUUAUAACUGGUUCUAUUUUUGUUUAAAGGCCUGAUGUUACUGACUGAAUUCAAUUAAUGAUUGCAAAGUGAUGAGAGAAGGGAAACACCCGAGAUAAUUUUCUUUGGUGACAUGGUGCACAUUAAAGUCUUCGAAUGGCAAGGUUUCAUUGG